Molecule: messenger RNA, 907 nt
Organism: Aspergillus brunneoviolaceus CBS 621.78
Lineage: Eukaryota; Fungi; Ascomycota; Eurotiomycetes; Eurotiales; Aspergillaceae
Exons: 3
Coding region: 230-907 (225 amino acids)
Biological process (GO): import into nucleus
Cellular component (GO): cytoplasm
Source: RefSeq, a predicted model, not a curated record
CCGGGAGUCCCAAAACACGGAACUGCAACGGGAGAGUGGGUAUGCUGUAUCGUGCAUGGCUGGGUGAGGAAGAAGCCUGUCAGCAUGCAUUGGCAAAGCGCGCUCCCUCAUCAAAUUAAUUCUAAGGCUCCGGGCACGUCUUCUGACUUCCUUGCCCCCUCUCCCUUGCCCCUCUCCAUGGCUACGUCGUCCAUUUUGCUGAGAAAUCCGGGUUGAACAAGCCUCAGCAAUGGCAUCAGCAAUACUAAUAGGUUGUACGGGACUAGUGGGAUCUCACAUCCUCCGAAACCUCAUCUCCAGCGAAGCCAUCACCUCAAUCAACACCUUCUCCCGCCGCCGUCCUCCGGGGGCAUCGUCAUCAGAUAAAGUCCACGCCUUCGUCUCUCCAGACCCAGCCCAGUGGGUUGCCCAUAUCACGCGGCCGUCCGAAAGGCAACGACCCACGAUCUUGUUCUCCGCAUUCAGGUCGACCCGCGCCGCUGUCGGCGGCAGCUUCGAGGCCCAAUCUCUGAUCGACCACAGUCUGCAGCUCGAGCUCGCACGGGCCGCCCGGCAAGCGGGCUGUCGGGUGUGCGUCUUGAUCUCUUCGUCCUUCGCCAGUGAGCGUUCCUGGAUCCCAACCGUGAUUCUCCGUCCCGGGAUUAUAUUAGGGGAUCGUGGUGAGAGCCGUCCUGGGGAAUGGCUCGCACAGGGGCUGGUGCGGUGCGUUGGGAGUGUGGCUCCUUCUUGGAGGGAUGCGCUUGGUCAGGAUGCUGGCGUGAUUGCUGAGGCUGCUUUGAAGACUGGACUAGGGGGCUUGGCGGGGGGUUUGGGUGGGGAAGAUGACGGUUCUGGGGUGUGGCUUGUGGAGCGGAGUGAUAUCGUCAACGUUGCGAGGAUGGAGCCAGUUUCGUCGUUUCUUUUGUGA